AUGCGAGCCACACUAUACCGAUGAUUGGAUUUGUAUCGCUGCGGUCGGCGGCCCAAGCACGUAACGCGCGGUGAUCAUGUGGUGCGCUGCUGCUGCUUUGAUGCUGUUCUUUAUCGCCGUCAAUUGCCAAGAGCCAGCUGUGAAUCAAAAGCUGUCAGAAGCGUCAGCCGCCGUGAGGCAAGCCAAAGACGGAAUCCUUGAGUGGCAAGCAUCAGUUUUUGCGGUGCAAAACUACCUCGGUUUCGAGUUUGACUUUGCAGUCACGAAUGUGGUGCACACCCUGGAGCAAAUUCCGAUUCCGGCGAACGUCACGACCGCCUUAAGACCGACCGUCGAGAAGAACCGAGUCGUUUUAGCCGACAGGGUGGUGCGUUUGGAGAAACUGCUGGACGAAGAGAGGGUUAAAUUGGAUGAGCUGGACCUCGCAUUAUUUUAUCCGAAACCUGCUGUCAUUUCUACGGCAUUAGCUGCGCUGAAAGAAGUCGCAAGGCCCGUGCCCGAAUUUUACAAUGCGUAUAAGCAGGCUGAGGCAGACGUGCUGCUCCACUUUUUGAUUGAAGUGAAAAAGGCGUUGCUGCAGCACGUGGGUCCUUUGGCUGACGAGGCGAAAUUGGCGGUGCAGGACAUAGAAAAGCAAGCAGUUGCGAGAAACGUCGUCAUGGAAGCGGCCAAAGUUAGCCACGACGAGCGAACGGACAGUUUGCAGAAAAUUGUGAGUGAAGCCCUGCUGCUGCUGCCGCCUGAGACUGUUUCUGCGUAGCUUUAGAUCUUCAGUAAAUAAUAAAAACCCAUA
Messenger RNA from Cloeon dipterum, 793 nucleotides. RefSeq lists its product as uncharacterized. NCBI's taxonomy places the organism in Eukaryota, Metazoa, Arthropoda, Insecta, Ephemeroptera, Baetidae. The coding region runs from base 77 to 760 and encodes 227 amino acids. The transcript has 3 exons. The record is from RefSeq and is a predicted model, not a curated record.